Molecule: messenger RNA, 2154 nt
Organism: Macaca mulatta (Rhesus monkey)
Lineage: Eukaryota; Metazoa; Chordata; Mammalia; Primates; Cercopithecidae
Gene: CLDN8
Product: claudin 8
Cellular component (GO): membrane; bicellular tight junction
Molecular function (GO): structural molecule activity
Source: RefSeq, marked inferred
GAUUUGUAAGUUUACCUGUUGCAGCCAAUAACAGGGCCAUCUCAGCCAGCCAGCACUGGAUACUAUCUGGCCAGAAGUAGCAAAGCAGCUCUUAUUUGAAAAGCCACUGGGUUCUGAGUUCAUUACUACAGCAAAAACUGUUCUCUUCUGUGGCACAGAGAACCUUGCUUCAAAGCAGAACUAGCAGCUCGGGAGUCCAGCUGACUAAAACCCAUCCCAGGGGAUAAUGGCAACCCAUGCCUUAGAAAUUGCUGGGCUGUUUCUUGGUGGUGUUGGAAUGGUGGGCACAGUGGCUGUCACCGUCAUGCCUCAGUGGAGAGUGUCGGCCUUCAUUGAAAACAACAUCGUGGUGUUUGAAAACUUCUGGGAAGGACUGUGGAUGAAUUGCGUGAGGCAGGCUAACAUCAGGAUGCAGUGCAAAAUCUAUGAUUCCCUGUUGGCUCUUUCUCCGGACCUACAGGCAGCCAGAGGACUGAUGUGUGCUGCUUCCGUAAUGUCCUUCUUGGCUUUCAUGAUGGCCAUCCUUGGCAUGAAAUGCACCAGGUGCACGGGGGACAAUGAGAAGGUGAAGGCUCACAUUCUGCUGACAGCUGGAAUCAUCUUCAUCAUCACGGGCAUGGUGGUGCUCAUCCCUGUGAGCUGGGUUGCCAAUGCCAUCAUCAGAGAUUUCUAUAACCCGAUAGUGAAUGUUGCCCAAAAACGUGAGCUUGGAGAAGCCCUCUACUUAGGAUGGACCACUGCACUCGUGCUCAUUGUUGGAGGAGCCCUGUUCUGUUGUAUUUUUUGUUGCAACGAAAAGAGCAGUAGCUACAGAUACUCGAUACCCUCCCAUCGCACAACCCAAAGAAGUUAUCACAUGGAAAAGAAGUCACCGAGCGUCUACUCCAGAUCUCAGUAUGUGUAGUUGUGUAUGUUUUUAUAACUUUACUAUAAAGCCAUGCAAAUGAUUAAAAUCUCUAUUAUUUUCUCAAAAUGGACCCCAAAGAAACUUUGAUUUACUGUUCUUAACUGCUUAAUCUUAAUUACAGGAACUGUGCAUCAGCUAUUUAUGAUUCUAUAAGCUAUUUCAGCAGAAUGAGAUAUUAAACCCAAUGCUUUUAUUGUUCUAAAGUACAGUAAUUUGUUUUCUAAGAUGAUUCAAGCGCCCACUAUUUUUAUCAUUUACUUCAAAAUGACAUUGCUAAAGACUGCAUUAUUUUACCACUGUAAUUUCUCCAUGACAUAGCAUUAUGUACAUAGAUGAGUGUAACAUUUAUAUCUUACAUAGAGACAUGCUUAUAUGGUUUUAUUUGAAAUGAAAUGCCGAUCCAUUACACUGAAUAAAUAGAACUCAACUAUUGCUUUUCAGGGAAAUCAUGGAUAGGAUUGAAGAAGGUUUCUAUUAAUUGUUUAAAAACAGCUUAGGGAUUAAUGUCCUCCGUUUAUAAUGAAGGUUAAAAUGAAGGCUUUAAUCAGCAUUGUAAAGGAAAUUGAAUGGCUUUCUGAUAUGCUGUUUUUUAGCCUAGGAGUUGGAAAUCCUAACUUCUUUAUCCUCUUCUCCCAGAGGCUUUUUUUUUCUUGUAUAUUAAAUUAACAUUUUUAAAAAGCAGAUAUUUUGUCAAGAGGCUUUGCAUUCAAACUGCUUUUCCAGGGCUACACUCAGAGGAAAGAUAAAAGUGUGAUCUAAGAAAAAGUGAUGGUUUUAGAAAAGUGAAAAUAUUUUUUCUUAUUAUGUUUUUAUAUUUGAAGAAGAAUGAUGCAUUUUGACAAGAAAUCAUUUAUGUAUGGGUGUAUUUUAAUAAGUAUUUGAGUACAGACUUUGAGGUUUCAUCAAUAUAAAUAAAAGAGCAGAAAAAUAUGUCUUGGUUUUCAUUUACUUACCAAAAAAACAACAACAACAAAAAAUAAAGUUGUCCUUUGAGAACUUCACCUGCUCCUAUGCGGGUACCUAAGUCAAAAUUGACAUUUUUGUUCUGUGAAAAAUAAAUUUCCUUCUUGUACCAUUUCUGUUUAGUUUUACUAAAGUCUGUAAAUACUGUAUUUUUCUGUUUAUUCCAAAUUUGAUGAAACUGACAAUCCAGUUUGAAAGUUUGUGUCAAUGUCUGUCUAGCUUAAAUGAAUGUGUUCUAUUUGCUUUAUACUUUUAUAUUAAUAAAUUGUACUUUUUUCUAAUUA